AUGCAUAGCUUACUGCCUCUCGCCUUGACCUGCUGGUCGCUGCUGGCGCCGGUGACUGCUUCACCUCUUUCGGAUUUGCUUAUGCCUUGGGAACGACGCGAUAUUCAACCUGCGCCGCGGCCGAUAAGGGCGAGGUCUAUGAUCAAGCGCGAUGCCGAUACCACCUUUAGUUUCGACCACGACUUUUCAGAUGUGACUUUGUUUUCAGGUGCUUGGACCGCCGCAAAGGGAGUUGAUAUCUCGCUGGAUCUAUCCUGCAGCGAGUGCAGUACUUCCGGUACCAUCAGGGCGUCUGCUGAAUUCCCGGAUGAUCUCGGGGACUUCCUCCACGACAUCAAAGACUUGAACCCGCUUAACGACGCCAGCUUGACGAUUGGCUUCGAAGGAGUUGGUGCUACUAUCGGCAUAAGGCUGGCCGUCGACGGUGAUGGCCAGUUCACCAUCCCGCUAUUCAAGUCCGAGACACCCCUCGGCAUUUCAGGCCCUGGAUUCGAAGUCGGUGUUACUUUCAACGCGGACCUCAUCGUCAGUGUGACGGCCGAGAUCUCAACCGAGACUGGUUUCGAAGUUACUAUCCCUGAUGGAUCGUCUUAUAAGAUACCUCUCGACCCUAGCAUCCCCAACACUGCCAACUUCGACGGCGCCCAGACGACUCUUCUCCCCUUAACCGUUGACGCUCCCGCUGAGAUCACCGUGGCGCUGCGUCUGCGUGUCCAGGCCGGUGUAGAUCUACCCGGUAACAAGCUCUUCGAUGCGCAGGCCAUCGUCGGCGCGUUCCUGUACAUCCCCGAGGUGACACUCACGGAAGAGUUCUCGCAACAAUUCGACCGCAACGGCAGCAUCACCGAGGCAGGCGAAUGUCUGCUUCCCGCGUCCGCGGAUAUUAACAUUAACGCAGGCGUGUUCGUCGACAUCGGCGCGGACGUGGCCAACAACCCCGUUGUUGACUUCAACCCUACGCUCAGUACUACCGUCUUCACCGCGUCUACUAGCACUUGCUUCUUGACUGCCACCGGAACCCCCGAGCCUACUCCUGCGCUGGGAACGGGCAAGAAGCCCGUCGGCACGGGUAUCCGCACUCGAACUAGAGCGUCGUCUAAGACGAAGGCGCCGGCCAAGCCCACCGUCACGAGAAAACCACUUGUUACUGGCACCGGCUCGACUUCUCUCGCACCUCCCGAGAUGACGCCUCCAACCUCUGUCUUGGCCUGCCCCGUGCCCCUGGUUACCGAGAAACACACGACGACAGGCAGGUAUACCAUCACGGAGUGUGCCGCCCAAGUCAUGAACUGCCCAGCUAGCUUGACUCAGAUCGUCGUCGUCGACGACACCGCCACACUAACCACAACACACUGCCCUAUCUCCGCAACCGGCGCUCCCUACGCCAACGCCACCACCCCUCUCCAGCGCGGCAACCCCAUCCCGCUGAACAGCCUAACGGCACCAAUCGUCAACACCCUAUCCAUCGACCCUCUAGUCGUCGUGCCCACCGCAACCAGCGUCCAGGCCACGCCUCGCGCCAAGAAGACCCCCGAGCCGGAGCAAGAGCCAGAGCCAACCCCAGCUCCAGCUCCAGCCCCAGCUCCUUCACCCGCCGAGCCCGCCCCCACGGAACCCGUAGCCCAGGACGAUUCUGCCCCAGCUCCGGCUCUUCCCGCAGACGCGAACAACAACGCCGCCGUCCAGCCGUCUGUCAUCUACAAGACCAAGACCGAGAUCAUAACUACAACCCGGUGCCCCGACGCGCACACCAAGCGCGCAUCGCCAUCGCUGCGGCGGCGUCGGGCUAUCUACUAG
Messenger RNA from Daldinia loculata, 1797 nucleotides. RefSeq lists its product as uncharacterized. The transcript has 4 exons. NCBI's taxonomy places the organism in Eukaryota, Fungi, Ascomycota, Sordariomycetes, Xylariales, Hypoxylaceae. The coding region runs from base 1 to 1797 and encodes 598 amino acids. The record is from RefSeq and is a predicted model, not a curated record.